CUCGGUUCCCAGUGUUCUGGCAGGUAAGGAACGCCGGCUCUUCGCCUCUCAGCGCGGCUUGUCCUUUGUUCCGGACGCCCGCUCCUCAGCCCUGCGGCUCCUGGGGUCGCUGCUGCAUCCCGCACGCCUCCACCGGCUGCAGACCCAUGGCCGAGCGCGGGGAACUCGACUUGACCGGCGCCAAACAGAACACAGGAGUGUGGCUAGUCAAGGUUCCUAAAUAUUUGUCACAGCAAUGGGCUAAAGCCUCUGGAAGAGGUGAAGUUGGGAAACUGCGGAUUGCCAAGACUCAAGGAAGGACUGAGGUGUCAUUUACUUUGAAUGAGGAUCUUGCAAAUAUUCAUGAUAUUGGUGGAAAACCAGCUUCAGUCAGUGCUCCUAGAGAACAUCCAUUUGUCUUGCAAAGUGUUGGAGGACAGACAUUAACAGUAUUUACUGAGAGCUCAUCAGGGGGAUCCAGAAUGACUGCUGGAGUUACUACUGUCAUAUCUACCUCUCAGGCAUCAAAAGGGAAGCAAGACGGGGAAGAUAAGCUGUCAUUGGAAGGAAUAGUGGUACAAAGAGCUGAAUGCCGACCAGCUGCCAGUGAAAACUACAUGCGAUUAAAAAGAUUGCAAAUAGAAGAGUCUUCCAAACCAGUGAGGCUAUCACAACAGCUGGACAAAGUUGUAACAACCAAUUACAAACCUGUUGCUAAUCAUCAAUACAAUAUCGAAUAUGAAAGGAAAAAGAAAGAAGACGGAAAGCGAGCUCGAGCUGAUAAACAACAUGUUUUAGACAUGCUAUUUUCAGCCUUUGAGAAACAUCAAUACUAUAAUCUUAAGGACUUGGUGGACAUCACAAAGCAACCUGUGGUGUACCUGAAGGAAAUCUUAAAAGAAAUUGGUGUUCAGAAUGUAAAAGGGAUCCACAAAAACACAUGGGAGCUGAAGCCAGAGUACAGACACUAUCAAGGAGAAGAAAAGAGUGACUAAGAAGACUCCUAGCCAGCAUGCUAGUGAAACGACUAGCAGCGAUGCUAUGCAAAAGGCGCUGAUACUGGAAGGCUUGAACACCGUAUGUUAAUAGGGGUUAAGUGACAGUACUUUGAUUUCUCUCGGUAAAUUUUUUAAACCUGUAAUUCUUGUAAAGUUUCUUAACUGUUUUUUUGAGGAGAAAGAACAGAUUUAUUUAUAGACUUAACUUGUAUUAAACCAGAUUAUUCACAGUAGGAAUAGGGGUUGGAGGAUUAAGAGGGUUUUUCUUAAAUAUUAGCUUUUAAUGUGUACAAUUAGGAAAUUUUUUUAAGUGAGGACUCUCUACCCUUGCCGUAUCUAAGGAGCUGAGGUAAUACAGAUCCAAGGAGAAUUGUAUAGCAAGAAAAAAACAGUCAACUACAGAAACUCUUAAAAGGAAUAAAAACCCAAAGUUCCUUAUUUUGAAAUUGUCAAAGAACAAAGCGGUGUUUUUCUUUUAAACAGGUGAUCACGUUUCGUGUUCAUACUCAACGUUAAUAAAAGGAGAGAGUUUGUAGUGAAAUGGCAGUGUUCAUCAUUGGCUUAUUUUACCGUAGUGAUGCUGAGAUGAGAAAUGUGCAGGAUCAUGGUCAGUUGAUGUUUCUUUUAUUUGCUUUUAAGAUAAUUAGAAAUUAAAUAUCUUUCCAAAAUUUGAAGAUAUGUCUCCCCCAGUCAGAUUAUAAGCUUCUCAAAACUGGCUUGCCCCCAGAAUUUUACUGCUUACCCAGCAGACAUGUAUUGACCAUCACAUGGCAAAUGAUAUCAGCAAAUCAAAAGAUGGGCGUAGGGGUCCAGCCGAGACAGAAAACGUUAGUUUCAAUUCCUGGGGCAUUAAAAUGUUGCUUUUCUCUUUCUCUUUAAUUAAUUUUUAAAUGAAAACAAUACAUGUAUAUGUUAGUUUUUUCUAGCACAACACAAUAUUAUAUAUUAAGCGAUCCAAAAUCAUACUGUCAAGACCAUCAAACAAAACAAAGAAGCUUAAGUGAACUAAGCACAGGGAAAAGUUGUUUUUUCACUCGUUCAUUUUGUCAUCUGCUUCUAGAUGCUGCAAUCAAGAAGUAGCAAAUGCCCAAGUUGCCAUAGUGUUUGCAGGAAAAAAAGAGAAAAAAUAAUAAAAAUAAGGAAGGAGCAAUGCCAAAAAUUGAAGAAAAUAUUAUAUAAUUAAAGCAAGAAGAUAUCUAUCCAUUGAGAAAAACAAUUUUUAUAUUAUUUGCUUUUAGCAGCAAAGCAUUAGAAUUCUGAGAUUGUUAUAGCACUAAGAAGAUUUUUAUUCUGUGUACACACUGAAAAAUAAAAUUCUGAGUAAAGAAA
Messenger RNA from Homo sapiens (human), 2306 nucleotides. It is a transcript of the gene GTF2F2, whose product is annotated as general transcription factor IIF subunit 2. Gene Ontology annotation, cellular component: RNA polymerase II, holoenzyme; nucleus; transcription factor TFIIF complex. The transcript is spliced from 9 exons. Lineage: Eukaryota; Metazoa; Chordata; Mammalia; Primates; Hominidae. The record is from RefSeq and is a predicted model, not a curated record. The coding region runs from base 147 to 974 and encodes 275 amino acids. Gene Ontology annotation, biological process: transcription initiation at RNA polymerase II promoter; transcription elongation by RNA polymerase II; transcription by RNA polymerase II.